Emiliania huxleyi CCMP1516 is the source of this 708-nucleotide messenger RNA. RefSeq lists its product as hypothetical. Bases 1 to 708 code for a protein of 235 amino acids. Lineage: Eukaryota; Haptophyta; Isochrysidales; Noelaerhabdaceae. The record is from RefSeq and is a predicted model, not a curated record. The transcript has 6 exons.
AUGCUAGUGGGUAUCCAAAAUCAAGAUAUCCACCUCGAGAACCUCGAGAACAUCGGCGGACGAGCAGAAGCGCGCAUGCAGCUCUCGUGUACCUCUCCAUCCAGCAGCGAUCAUCCCCAACCUGCCGACCACACCGCCGACGCCGCCACCGUCGCGGCCCUAUCUGUGGACGGCCCGCCCUUACGGCUGAUAGUCUUUGCGCGCGCAUUCCGUGCCAUCUGGGUGCUCAAGCGCUGGGCUUUCCGGGCGGCCGAGCGGCGAGCGAGCAGCCGGCGGCAUGCGAGACGGCCGCCCGGCGCGGCAGAGCGGCUGCGGCAGCGGCUCAGACUGUACGGCAUGCAGAUGCUGCGUAUUGCUGGCGACGGCUUCUGCGACGACUUUGGAGCCUACCUGCGCCGGAUGCAGCGCAACCGCACGUGGGGCGACGAGCUCACGCUGCGCGCUGCCAGCGAGGCGCUCGCCGAGAUCGCCCGAGAUCGCGCGAGAUCGCGCGAGAUCGCGCGAGAGAGAGCGCUCGGCGCGUCAUUGCACGUGGUGACCUCGACCGAGUUCAACCCCUACCUCGUCUACACGCCCUCGGAGCAAAAGAUGGACAAGCAGGCCUCCGCACCACCGACGCGCGGCAAGCGUAAACAGCGCCAGUGCCCCAAGCCGCGACUCGAGCCGGCAAGCGGAGGCGAGCGACGAGCGUCGGCGGAGGCGGCGUGA